AUGGAUGUUGUGCUAAUAGCUAAUGAAGCAGUAGAUUCCAGGUUUAAGCAGAUGAAACCUGGAAUCCUUUGCAAGUUAGAUAUUGAAAAAACAUAUGAUCAUGUAAACUGGAGGUACUUACUCCAGGUUAUGGAGAUGAUGGGUUUUGGACAGAAAUGGAUCCAAUGGAUCAAAUUCUGCAUAUCAACUGCUAGUUUCUCAGUUCUGAUUAAUGGUUCCCCAGCAGGUUGUUUUAAAGCACAAAGAGGUCUCAGGCAAGGUGACCCUUUGUCACCUUUCCUAUUUUUGAUUGCAAUGGAAGGUCUAAACAAUAUAAUCAAGACAACAAAGGUGAAUGGGUGGAUAAAUGGUUUUGAGGUGGCUAGAGCUGGUAAUGAAAGUCUGGAGGUGACACACCUCCAAUAUGCAGAUGACACACUGAUCUUUUGUGAUGCUGAAGAGGAGCGACUAAGGUUUUUAAGGAUGAUACUAGUCCUAUUUGAAGGAAUCUAUGGGCUGCACAUUAAUUGGAGGAAGAGUUUUUUGUAUCCUAUCAAUGAAGUCCCAAACAUGAACUUGUUGGCUGCAAAUCUAGGUGGUUAA
Molecule: messenger RNA, 582 nt
Organism: Lycium barbarum (goji berry)
Lineage: Eukaryota; Viridiplantae; Streptophyta; Magnoliopsida; Solanales; Solanaceae
Product: secreted RxLR effector protein 78-like
Exons: 1
Coding region: 1-582 (193 amino acids)
Source: RefSeq, a predicted model, not a curated record